Molecule: messenger RNA, 3137 nt
Organism: Salvia miltiorrhiza (redroot sage)
Lineage: Eukaryota; Viridiplantae; Streptophyta; Magnoliopsida; Lamiales; Lamiaceae
Product: pentatricopeptide repeat-containing protein At5g65560
Exons: 1
Coding region: 105-2867 (920 amino acids)
Molecular function (GO): protein binding
Source: RefSeq, a predicted model, not a curated record
AAAAGUGAUUAUUCAUAAAAGGAAAGCCCAUCCUCGUUGUUGUUGAUAAAACCCCUCCUUGCUGUUAUGAAUCUCAGCUUUACUAAUCACAAACAAAUUCCUUGAUGAACGGCGUCUUCGCCUCCGCCGCCUUCCGAUACCAAAUAAGAAUGAUUCGAUCCUCCGGCGCAGCACAACCAUUUCUCCUCCCAGGUUCCGUCCUCUCCUCAUUCGUCAAAGCACUCUCAUUAUCCAUUGCGCCCGCUGCCGACCUCUACUCUCAAACAAUUUCCCUCAUAUGCCAACCGAAUUGGCAGAAACACCCUUCCAUCGCCAAAUUGAUUCCGACUAUAUCACCUUCUCAUUUCUCCUCUUUCCUCUCUCACCACCCAAAUCUCAGCACUAAGAAUGCCCUAGAGCUUUUCGAUUUUCUCACACUUACCCCCGGUUUCAAGCCGAAUGUCGAAACCUAUGCUUCGCUUUUGCACUUUUUGGUUAAGAAUAAAGCCUUUGCUGAUGCUGAGAAAAUCCGAAUUCUGAUGGUCAGGUCUUGUCAGGCGGAGGAGGAUGCGAGGUUAGCGUUGAGCAUUCUGCUCGAGUUCAAUCGCGGUGGUGAUGAUGGUAAAUUUAGGUUUAGGAUUAGCAUUCGUUGUUACAACAUGCUUUUGAUGUCGCUGGCGCGGUUUGCGAUGAUCGAUGAGAUGAAGUCUGUUUAUAGGGGGAUGUUGGAGGUUGGGGUAUCACCAAAUGUAUAUACUUUCAAUACGAUGAUCAAUGCUUAUUGUAAAUUGGGUAAUGUGAGGGAAGCUGAAAAUUAUUUGUCUAUGAUUCUUAAGGCUGGCUCGAAGCCGGAUACACACACUUUCACGUCGUUUAUUUUAGGAUACUGUAGGAGAAACGAUGUAGAUAGUGCGAGUCGAGUUUUUGUGACUAUGGGGAAAAAGGGUUGUCGGAGGAAUGAGGUCUCCUAUAAUAACUUGAUGCACGGUUUGUGUGAAGUUGGGAGGUUAGAUGAGGCCAAAAGGCUGUUUUUGCAAAUGAAGGAUGAUAAUUGUAUUCCAAAUGUCCGAACAUACACGAUUCUAAUUGAUGCUUUGUGUGGCUCAGAUAGGAAGUUGGAGGCUUUGAACUUGUUUGAGGAGAUGAAGGAGAAAGGCAUUAAACCAAAUGUUCAUACCUACACUGCAUUUAUUGACGCUGCAUGUAGAGAAGGUAUGCUCGAUGAAGGCAGGAAAUUGCUGGGAACUAUGUUAGACAACAGGUUGGUUCCUAAUGUAGUUACUUAUAAUGCUUUGAUCAAUGGUUAUUGUAAGAAUAGAAUGGUAGAUACAGCAUUUGAAAUAUUUGACAUGAUGAAGUCAAAAAAUUGUAGUCCAAAUGUGCGUACAUAUAAUGAAUUGAUUUCUGGAUUCUCUGAGCAGAAAGAAGUGCACAAAGCAAUGGCUCUCCUUGGUAAGAUGCUGGAGCAAAAGCUUUUGCCCAAUCUUGUUACUUUUAACCUUUUAGUAUGUGGGCAAUGUAAGCAGGGCGACACAGAUAGCGCUCUUCGCCUGCUCAGGUUGAUGGAAGAGAAUUAUGUUGUCGCUGAUCAGUUUACCUAUUGUCCUAUCAUCGUUGCUUUAUGUGAGAAAGGGAGUGUUGACGAGGCAUUUGGCAUUUUUGAAUCCCUCAAAGUGAAGGGCAUAAAGGCGAAUGAAGUCAUCUAUACUGCUCUAAUUGGUGGAUAUUGUAGUGUUGAAAAAGUGGACUUUGCCUUACAACUCUUUAAAAGAAUGUCUGCGGAGAGUUGCCUACCAAACUCAUACACUUACAAUGUACUGAUCAAUGGAUUGUGCAAAGUGAAUAAACUAUUUGAAGCUUUUAAUUACAUGGAAAAGAUGUUGGAGAUGGGCAUGAAACCUUCAAUAGUUACUUACUCAAUUGUGAUUGAGCAAAUGUUGAAAGACUUCGACUUUGACAGAGCUUACAAAGUCUUGAAUUAUAUGGUUGCUAUGGGAUGUAAACCUGAUGUCUGCACAUAUACUUCUUUCCUUGUUGCAUAUUGCAACCAAGGAAUGUUGAAAGAAGCUGAGGACAUGAUGGCUAAGAUGAAAGAAGAAGGGGUCCGACCGGAUUUGAUGGCUUUCACUGUACUAAUUGAUGGAUAUGGACGUUCAGGGUUUCUGGAACUUGCUUUUAGUACCUUGAAGUCUAUGAUUGCUGCUGGGUGUGAACCAUCUGAUUAUACCUAUUCCGUUCUAAUAAAGCAUCUUUCUCAUGAAAAGCUAAUCAAGAGAAGUGGUCGAACAUGGCUAGAUUCAAAGCCAAUUAAUCUCUCCAUUAAUAUUGCUGAUGUGUGGAAAAUAAUGGAUCAUGACACAGCUCUUAAGCUCCUUGAGAAUAUGGAAAAGUAUGGCUGUCCACCGACUAUAAAAACUUAUAAUGCGCUCAUUACUGGGCUUUGUAGAGAAAGGCGCCUCGAUGAAGCCUGGAGGUUGGUUGAUCAUUUAAGACAAUGUGGGUUGUCUCCAAAUGAAGACAUGUAUAACAAACUAGUGGAUUGUUGCUGCAACUUGAAAUUGUUGGAGGAAGCUACAAAUAUAAUUGGUGUGAUGCUCAAGCAUGGAUUAUUACCUCAUUUAGAGUCCUUUAAGGUGCUUGUAUGCGAGUUGUAUAAUGAAGGAAGUGAUGAGAAGGGUAAGGCAACCUUCUGUCAGCUGCUGCAAUGUGGUUACAAUUAUGAUGAAGUGGCUUGGAAGGUUUUGCUUGAUGGCUUGCUGAAGAGGGGCUUUGUGAAAGGUUUCUAUGAGCUAGUUGGUGUUAUGGAAAUAAAUGGUUGCCCCCUUAGUCCUCAAACUCAUUCCAUGUUAAAUCAGGGCAUCCGUGAUCACAGUGCAGAUGGAAGAUAAUGUGCUACGUGUUUCUUAUGAGACCUUUCCAGCGCUGUUUAGCAACAUGAAGAGAUCCAACGGUAACUCCGGAAAUCCAUCCUCUUGGAUAUGUUUGUUUGUAUGAAUCCCAGAGUCCCUAUAGAUUCAACACUUUGCUGCAUAUGGCCGUAUUUGGCAUGUUUUUACUAAUGGUUAAAAUGGCUGUACAGUUCAUUUGCUUUAUGGAGUAGUAAUGUAGUAUAGAACAACUAGUCUGUCCUGGUUUGAAUAAAUUUGAGUUUUAUAAGU